This is a messenger RNA of Pelmatolapia mariae (spotted tilapia), 2522 nucleotides long. Its product is annotated as protein NLRC3-like. The transcript has 6 exons. Lineage: Eukaryota; Metazoa; Chordata; Actinopteri; Cichliformes; Cichlidae. Gene Ontology annotation, biological process: intracellular signal transduction. The record is from RefSeq and is a predicted model, not a curated record. Bases 210 to 2522 code for a protein of 770 amino acids.
GCUGGAUAAUGGGCUCUCUUUUCAUCGUUUUUCAACCUGGAGGCAACGUGAGGGAUGCCAUGUAUCCGAUAUUACUAAACAAAGACGUCAGGCUUGCAUUGCAGCGGUGAGACGAGCGGAUCGAGUUCUGUGCAAUCCCCAGCUUUUUGUUGGUUUGGUCUCCGCAUCUUCUUUCCUGUAGAAAGUGUGUGUGAGCUGAAUUGAGCAGCAUGGAUCAGUGUGAGGACAGAGAGGAGGGAGUCCCUCCCUCUAAAAGCACUCUGUGUGGGGAACAUGAGAGCCAGACCAAAGCUCAGAGGAACCCACCUGGACCUCCACCCAGCUCUGUGUCCUUUAAGAGUGACGCAUGUAAAGGUGGUCCCAUUAAUUUUAAAGGCCAGCCUGUGUCUGCUGCAGAGAGAGGUCAGAGGUCACAGUCUGCAGGGUCCAGCUGUCCAUCUGUGAGGAGCGACGUGUCCAAAGGUCACCCUCCAGACUUCAGUGGUGAACCUGGAGCAACGAGUAUUCUGUUCCAGCUGCUGGAGGACAACAUCAUCACUUUUGUGAAGAACGAGUUGAAGAAGAUCCAGAAGGCUCUGAGUCCGAAUAAGCCCCAGUGCUUGGAGUUUCAGAGGGAGGAUGAUGAGCAGAGGAGACACAGUAGAGAGGCAUUUGUGAAGAUCACAGUGGACUUCCUGAGGAGAAUGAAGCAGGAGAAGCUGGCUGACCGUCUGCAGAGCAAACUUCCAGCUUCAGUUUGUCAUCGUAACCUUAAAUUUGCUCUGAAGAAGAAGUUCCAGUGUGUGUUUGAGGGGAUCGCUAAAGCAGGAAACCCAACCCUUCUGAAUCAGAUCUACACAGAGCUCUACAUCACAGAGGGAGGGACUGCAGAGGUCAAUGAUGAACAUGAGGUCAGACAGAUUGAAACAGCAUCCAGGAAACCAGACAGACCAGAAACAACAAUCAGACAAGAAGACAUCUUUAAAGCCUCACCUGGAAGAGAUGAACCAAUCAGAACAGUGCUGACAAAGGGAGUGGCUGGCAUUGGGAAAACAGUCUUAACACAGAAAUACAGCCUGGACUGGGCUGAAGACAAAGCCAACCAGGACAUCCAGUUCAUAUUUCCAUUCACUUUCAGAGAGCUGAAUGUGCUGAAAGAGGAAAAGUUCAGCUUGGUGGAACUUGUUCAUCACUUCUUUACUGAAACCAAAGAAGCAGGAAUCUGCAGCUUCGAAGACUUCCAGGUUGUGUUCAUCUUUGAUGGUCUGGAUGAGUGUCGACUUCCUCUGGACUUCCACAAAACUACAAUCCUAACUGACCCUAGAAAGUCCACCUCAGUGGAUGUGCUGCUGAUAAACCUCAUCAGGGGGAAACUGCUUCCCUCUGCUCACCUCUGGAUAACCACACGACCUGCAGCAGCCAAUCAGAUCCCUCCUGACUGUGUUGGCAUGGUGACAGAGGUCAGAGGGUUCACUGACCCACAGAAGGAGGAGUACUUCAGGAAGAGAUUCAGAGAUGAGGAGCAGGCCAGCAGGAUCAUCUCCCACAUCAAGACAUCACGAAGCCUCCACAUCAUGUGCCACAUCCCAGUCUUCUGCUGGAUCACUGCUACAGUUCUGGAGGAUGUGCUGGAAACCAGAGAGGGAGGACAGCUGCCCAACACCCUGACUGAGAUGUACAUCCACUUCCUGGUGGUUCAGGCCAAAGUGAAGAAGGUCAAGUAUGAUGGAGGAGCUGAGACAGAUCCACACUGGAGUCCAGAGAGCAGGAAGAUGAUCGAGUCACUGGGAAAACUGGCUUUUGAUCAGCUGCAGAAAGGAAACCUGAUCUUCUAUGAAUCAGACCUGACAGAGUGUGGCAUCGAUAUCAGAGCAGCCUCAGUGUACUCAGGAGUGUUCACACAGAUCUUUAAAGAGGAGAGAGGACUGUACCAGGACAAGGUGUUCUGCUUCAUCCAUCUGAGUGUUCAGGAGUUUCUGGCUGCUCUUCAUGUCCAUCUGACCUUCAUCAACUCUGGACUCAAUCUGAUGCAAGAACAAACAACCUCUACAUGGUCUAAAUUAUUUGAUAAACCAAAACUCCAAUCUCUGCACCAGAGUGCUGUGUACAAAGCCUUACAGAGUCCAAAUGGACACCUGGACUUGUUCCUCCGCUUCCUCCUGGGUCUUUCACUGCAGACCAAUCAGACUCUCCUACGAGGUCUGCUGACACAGACAGGAAGUAGCUCACAGACCAAUCAGGAAACAGUCCAGUACAUCAAGAAGAAGCUCAGUGAGAAUCUGUCUGCAGAGAAAAGCAUCAAUCUGUUCCACUGCCUGAAUGAACUGAAUGAUCGUUCUCUAGUGGAGGAGAUCCAACAGUCCCUGAGAUCAGGAAGUCUCUCCACAGAUAAACUGUCUCCUGCUCAGUGGUCAGCUCUGGUCUUCAUCUUACUGUCAUCAGAAAAAGAUCUGGAUGUGUUUGACCUGAAGAAAUACUCUGCUUCAGAGGAGGCUCUUCUGAGGCUGCUGCCAGUGGUCAAAGCCUCCAACAAAGCUCUGUAA